UAUUACUCACUCCAGAAAUUGUUUUAAACAUAUUGGAAGCAACUAUCAUUAUUAUUUUAUGUCCAAAUCAAUUGUUUCUUUAGAUUCGAAGAAUUAUGAUUUUUAUCAUCCUAAGGAUCCCUGAUAAUGUCUACUGUACUUAUAACUAGGUUUUCUUUUAAAUGUCAUUUCAUUUGUCUUGAUUAGUGCAUUCCUUAUUAUCUUGUAAUCAAAUAAAACAGGAAUAUCUCCUAUAACUGUUGGAUGGAGGCAAUCUUUAGAUCUACAUGAAUAGACCUCUCAUGUUCCUGAAAUCGGAGUAUCUUCAAGACCUUUUGAUAUUCUUCUUUUCCAGGUUGAAAAUUUUAAAGUGAAAAUAACUGAUAGACAUUAUAUGGCAACAUGCAUUUUAAACAUCUGCUGUAUUCUCUUAAUAACCCUCAAAUCAAAAUCACUUCAUAUUUCCAUAAGAGAAUGAAGCUGGUGAUUAUUAUUGCUAUAUACAAGGUAUUUAUUUGUCUGAAGUAUUUUCACUUCCCUGGUCCUGUAAAGCUGUUGUUUUAAUCUCGCACUUAAAAAAUCACCCCUCCUCUCUCUAAUAUAGAUCUUAAAGAUUCUGAGUUUUUCUUUUACUGGCUAAUCAGAUAACUGAAUGUAAAUUAUCCAUAUAAUGCAAGACUAAAAAAUUUACAAUUGAUAACCAUUUUUAAGAAAUUAUUGUAAGCUUGGAUAUUUUCUGGUUUAUGCUCAACUUCAUUAAUCUAUAGUAGCAAACAAAAGCAAAUCAAAUUUGCUAUUUAUAUAUGCAAAUUUAUUCAUAUUUGUUAUGAUUUCACUUGUUUCUGAUAUGAUCAUUGGAUUUAAAUUGUGUUAUUGAGGAGCACUAUUUUUCUUUUCACUUAUCAAAAAAUUUAAAAGUCAUGCUAUGAAUUACCUUAUUUUUAGAAAUGAAAAUUAAUUUAGUAUAUAAUCUGGAAGUUAACUAUUUAAAUUUGAAUUUUUUUUAGCAAGGCAAUUCUUAAAAGUGUGAUAUUUAUAAACAUUUUUUGUAUUCAACUGUUCUUGAAAAAAUAUAUGUGGAUUUUGUAAUCUCUCAUUUAUUUAUGUUUCUCUGGGUUUAUUUACAUUGAAAUGGGCAUGUUAUUCUAAAUCCUCUAUUGUAAAGGAAACUGUUAAAUUAUCUUAAAUUUUUGAUGCAUGCUACUAAUUUCCCUCCUGAAAUUUGAUGGAUUAUGUUCUGUAUUCAAAAAGCUUUUUCUUCUUAUCUGACCUGUUAUUUCUCUAUUUUCAAAUAUUGUUCACAUUCUUUAGAAUUUAUUAAGCAUAUUACAGUGUAUCUGAAAUUAGUUGAUAGUUAUUCCUUUUUUCAUUUUUGUAAUGAUUAAAGCCUCUCAGAUCAACAUACACACAAGUCCAUCAUUGUGAUUAUUAACAGACAUUCCAUUCUACACUGCAAACUUUCUUUUGCUCGUGUUUCUAUUUUUGCCAAUGAGUUUACUAAUAUUUGACUUGAAUAGUUUCUGCCUAUUGUCAAACAUAUGGAUAGAAGAAAUAUUAUUGGGAAAAUCUAUAAAAAUUAGCAGCAUACAUUAAUGGCUGCAGAUGCCAUUGAAUAUUUAGUCUAUUUAGUGUUUAAAAUUGAGCGCUUAUUUGAACAUUGACAUUGGUUUUAGAAUCAGCAGCCUCAAGACACCCUAAAAAUAAAUUCUUUCUUGACAACAAAAUUUGCUUUUGAAUAGUAUUAACAUUAUAUUUAUUUCUUUCAACUUUCAGUUUAACAAAAAUUCACAUCUUUUUUUCCUAGAUUUAACUGAAUGCAUUUUGAAGUUCUCCACACUGAGACUGAAAAAAUCUGCCUGUGAAUAAAAUGCUUCAUCUGUCUUUCCUACCAGGCCUAAUGAUAUUGAAACUGUGUAUUCUCUGCAUGACUUGAGGCUGAAAAACACAAAAAUGAUGGUACUUCUGGAUUUGACUGGAGAAAAUUCAGACAUGUUUAGAACAUUGAAGAGUGAAAUGGGAGACAGACAGAUAACGAUGGCAGACGCAUUGGAGAAUUGGAUCAACAUGUUGGGCCCGGAUCAAGUCUGGAACCAUCAGUUGUGGGAGUACCUGCUUCAGAACGUGAUCAACCAUUGGAAGAUCAAGCCGCCAGCCAGCUCCGACUCAGAGCCAUUAAAAAUCUUGAUCCAGAGUGUUAUCAAUUUGCUAAAGACACACUAUUCGACUUGCUCGGAGAACCAUUUAGACUUCUACUUGCAACGUCUUUCGGCGCUACUCAGCGAUACGUCUCAGAAGUUCUUGUCCUGGGACGUGGUAAGAGACGUAGGCAACUACUGGAUUGGAUUUAAGGAAAUGGGCUUGAUUUCCCCGGAAAAUUUUAUGGGUACCUCGAAGAGGAAACGCACGUCCACAUCGUGCAUGGCUGUGCCUACUCCAACAGAAGUUGCCGUUGUAGAUGGAAAAACCACCCCAUUGUCAGAGAAUGCAUUAAGAAGUCUAUUCGACAAGCCAAGUUCCUCCGGCAAUUAAGCUGGAUCGACUGGGUCUAUGUUCUCUUAUAUUUCUUUGUGUCAAAACGGGGUCUCUUGAAGAAAAUUUGGAUUGACGGAAGAACUCGAAGACUACAGAGUAGCUCUGAAGAUCUACGAUGGUCGCUACUGUGUAAAAGAUCCAAAAUCCUUUUGGAAGGGAAAGGAGAAGGAGUUCGACGUAACUCUGGCUCGGAGAUCCCCAAUGAUGAAGAAGGUGAAUCAACUGUUUCUCGAAAUGUACGAAUACCUUCAGGCAAAAGGAGCCGAUUUGAGGUCAUCUGUCAAUCCACACAGCUUCUUCUUCCUGUGAACGAAACACAUUAUCUUUCAGCAUGUAAGUUAUUUACUCAGACUGUGAACUCUUAUUCUUUGCUUGAACUUAAAAAUUUGCUUAAGUAUUACACCUGUCUUGUAUAGAAAUUGUGCAUAUAAUCCAUUUAGAUAUUAUCAUUCUAGAGAAGAAUCUUUUAAUUAUUUGCUUAAUUUACUUAAAUUUCAAAGAUUUGAAGAUAAAAUUAGAGAUUUAUUACUUAAUAUUAAACAUUGGUUCAACAAAAAAGGUUGGUACCAAACUGUUAAUGAUGAAACAAUUUUAAAUUCUAAAAUAAAUACUAUUUGCAUUAUUGGCCCCCCAAAUGUGGGGAAAAAUUACUUUUGAAAUUGUUUUGCAGCCAUAGCUCUUAAUGUUGGCCACAUAGGCCGAGUUAAUAACAAAUGCAACCAAUUCGCACUUCAAGAAGUAAUUGAUAAAAGAUUAAUAAUAGGUAAUGAAAUUAACAUGGAAGGCGGUGCUAAAGAUGAUUUUAAAAAAUUAUGUGAAGGCAAAGCAUUAAGCGUAAGAGUUAAACAUUGCCCAGAUGGUAUAUAUAUAGGACUCCUGUGCUUCUGCUAUCUAAUAAUAAUUUAGAUAUUUGUAAUGAUCCAACAUUUAAAGAUGUACAUAUUAAAGUGUUUUACUGGAAAAAAUGUGAAUUACUUAAAGAAUCAUGUAAACAGCCAUACCCUAUGGCCAUUUUUGAUAUA
This is a messenger RNA of Argiope bruennichi, 3533 nucleotides long. RefSeq lists its product as uncharacterized. The transcript is spliced from 4 exons. The record is from RefSeq and is a predicted model, not a curated record. The coding region runs from base 1930 to 2508 and encodes 192 amino acids. NCBI's taxonomy places the organism in Eukaryota, Metazoa, Arthropoda, Arachnida, Araneae, Araneidae.